This is a messenger RNA of Marmota monax (woodchuck), 4384 nucleotides long. It is a transcript of the gene A4galt, whose product is annotated as alpha 1,4-galactosyltransferase (P blood group). Bases 2699 to 3760 code for a protein of 353 amino acids. The transcript is spliced from 5 exons. Gene Ontology annotation, molecular function: acetylglucosaminyltransferase activity. Gene Ontology annotation, biological process: protein O-linked glycosylation. Lineage: Eukaryota; Metazoa; Chordata; Mammalia; Rodentia; Sciuridae. The record is from RefSeq and is a predicted model, not a curated record.
AGGGGACGCUGGACAAGGGGGUGAGAAGGCGGCAGAGCCGGCGCAGGGCAGCCUCAGGCCUCGCCAUGCCCGGAGCCAACAGGGGCCAAAAGAGGCAGGAAGGGUCCUUCUGGGGCCUGAGGAGAGAACGCCGUCCUGCUGAUACCUUGACGCUGGACUCCUGCCCUCUGGAACUGUGAGAGAAUGUCAGUGUUAACCACCAAGUCUGUGGCCAUCUGUUGGGCGGCCACAGGAGGUUGACACGAGCCUGACUAAGAACUGGCCGCCCUCUCUCCUCUCCCUUCGCUGGAUGGAGACUGGGCGGGGGGAUUCGCGUCCCUCCAGAAGGUUAUGAAAGUGCAGACGCUGCCCGCAGGGAGCAGAGGGAGCUGUGGAGGCCCCCGACCGAGGCCCAAGGCCCUGCUCUUCCCUUGCCUGAGUCCCCUUCCCUCUCCAUGUCCCCAUCAGGACAUCUGGCUCUCCAAGGGCCCAGCGCUGGCACUUGGGGAGCCACUCAGCGUGGAGGCGGGGUUCGUGGGGCUUGCUGUGGACGGGUCUGACCAUCCCCAUGACUCUGCUUUUGGGCCACGGUCAGCCAGGGCUGGCCUGAGCUAGGCUGGACAUGGGAGCCCAGAGAGGGCCAGAGGGGCUCUUCCUGGGGAAGCAGACGUGGAUGCAGGCCCUGAGAAGGGCUGACCGCCAGCUUAGAAAGCUUCUCCCUGUGCUGGGGCCUGGCCCCGGUGUCCACACUCCCUGUGGUGGGUCCAGGCCUCUCCACCACCUCGCUCUGCUCACCCUUGGCUCUUACCUGAGAUGAAUCAUGGGAGUGGGGGUCCUCCCAACAGGGAGCCGCGGAAGGGCCCAAAGUGACAAGGUUAACUCGCUCGCUGGCCACAGGGCCGGAAGCCUGGAGGCAGGAGGAGGUGGCAGGGGUGUUCCAGGCCCGGUUGACAAGGACCAGGACUUGUGCCACAGCUGCAAAGCCCAUUUAGGGGACCAAGAGCAUGCUUUGAGCCUGAGGUCACUCGGGUAUUGGGCUGUGGCCAACUUGGCCCCAUACACAGCUUCUAUUCCUGGGUCAUGGGCUCCGGCACCAUAUAUGGUGCCACCCAAGCCUGGCACCCCCAGCCAUGGUCAGGCGAGGGUGCGGGCAGCAUUUCCUGUCCCCGUGUCAGACCUAGCCCCCGCCCACCCCGCGGUGGACUCAGAUCCUUCUGGCACAAGGGUCCCAAGCAGCCAGGCCUUGCUUGAGGCUUCCUGGCUGUCCGUCUACCUGUCUGUCCCACCUAGCAGUGUGGCUCACAUUAGGUUAAAAAUGCUCAGGACCAAACUAGCCUCCCUCCCUGCGGGAACAAGACGGGGAAGUGGGCUCUGUCUCCAGGACCUGUGGGGUCCCAGCGGUUCUCUGGGCCCUGGCGCCGCUCUUCUCACGGCUCCCUGUUCACUCGCCCCCUGGUCCACCCUGUCCAUCGACUCGCUCUCCAUGGAACCCGGGCCUCGGCGUGCUCCAUGGGUGCUGCGCCCCGAGCUGCGCCCCAGCCUUCCCGCUCAGCCCUUGUGGAGUCUACCUCGAGAGCCAGGCACAGUCCUGGACCCAACACACCUGCCCCAUGGAGCCCUGUUCCAAGCACAGGGGCGAAACAAGGAAGAGGGGGGACGCGAGUCAGGAUGUGCGCCCGGAGGGUCGGCUGCAGCAGGGCUCUCAGAUGGCGGCCUUGGAAUUUUAGGAUGAACGUGCAGGCGUCAAGAGUGUGUGGAAAGGCCACGGUCCCGUUGUCGGAGAAGGCCAGCUGCUGAGCCGGGCAUGUCUCCAGGAGGCCUGCAGACUGCACAGAUCCCGGCCUCUCUGCAGUGGGCUGCCCAGGCUGCCCUUAAAGAAAAAUGAUGCAGGUGUUCCUGGGACUUUCCAAGGGUUGUAAACGUGGUGUGGAAUAAGGAGGCAGGUGGUGCAGCUGUGAGCUCAUGGUCCCCAGCCUUGCCACUUGUGGCUCUGGGACUCCAGGUGAGGUUUGGAGAGUCUCGAGCCUCCCUUUCCUCAUCUGGAAGUCGGAGAUGAGCAUGGCCCCCACAUGGAAGAAGUCGCUUGGCCUGUAGGGGAAGAUUCGUGUCUACUGAAUGAAUAAAAGAAUGUGACUCUCCAGUGGCCUCCAGUGCUCCUGUCCUGCAGAUGGGAGACCAAGGCUCCGAGUUCAAUGACUUGCCCAGGUCUCACUGCCAGCUCAGGCAGGGUUGGGUGCCCUGUGCCUCCCAGGUGCUCACCCCGCCCUGCCCUGGGGAACAGGGCUCAAGCCUGUCUUGUUCUCCCAGCCACUUGUUUCAGCAACUGGCCAUAUGAAGGUCACCAGGGAAGACUGGGGGUCCAGAGGCAGUAGUACCAGUAAAGGUUACAGGCUGUCGCCUGAGCUGCCAUCUUCACGCUCAGCAUCCGCGAGGCCUGUGGGGAUCUGCCCUGGUCAUGCAUCUAAGGGCAGCCUGAGCUGGCUCUCACAGGACAGGCUGCCCACCCCAGCAGGCCCAGGGAGACAGGCCUCACCAGGCAGAGGCCUGUGUGUCGGGUAGCAAGGCUGUCACUUCCGAGAGUCCUUGCAUGGCUGCACACCAUAGGUGACACCAUCCUCCGGGGUCACGGGUUUGUUACAGAGAGCAAGUCUGUGGCCCACUGCUCCCAACCCAGACCAGCCAGUUCCCACGGGAGGCUCCUUGUGUGAUCGGGGAGACCAUGCCCAAGCCCUCCGACUGCCCGCUGCGGCUACUCCGGGGCACCCCCAGGCAGCGGGUCUGCACCCUGUUCAUCAUCGGCUUCAAGUUCACGUUUUUUGUCUCUGUCAUGAUCUACUGGCAUGUUGUGGGAGAGGCCAAGGACCAAGGGCAGCUCUAUAGCCUGCCUGUGGACAUCCCCUGCCCCCCACUCACGCCCCCAGCCCCGUCCUCCAGCACCCCCCCUCCAGGCAACAUCUUCUUCCUGGAGACCUCAGACCGGACCAACCCCAACUUCCUGUUCAUGUGCUCCGUGGAGUCGGCCGCCAGGACCCACCCCGAGUCCCAGGUGGUGGUCCUGAUGAAGGGGCUUCCCGGUGGCCAGGCGCCCCUGCCCCGGCACCUGGGCCUCUCGCUUCUGGGCUGCUUCCCCAACGUGCAGCUGCUCCCGCUGGACCUGGAGGAGCUGUUCCGGGACACGCCGCUGGCAGCCUGGUACCGGGCCGUGCGGCGGCGCUGGGAGCCCUACCUGCUGCCCGUGCUCUCCGACGCCUCCAGGAUCGCGCUGCUCUGGAAGUUUGGCGGCAUCUACCUGGACACGGACUUCAUCGUCCUCAAGAACCUAAGGAACCUGACCAACGUGCUGGGCACCCAGUCCCGCUACGUCCUCAACGGGGCCUUCCUGGCCUUCGAGCGGCAGCACGAGUUCCUGGCUCUGUGCAUGCGGGACUUCGUGGCCCACUACAACGGCUGGAUAUGGGGCCACCAGGGGCCCCAGCUGCUCACGCGGGUCUUCAAGAAGUGGUGCUCCAUCCGUAGCCUGGGGGAGAGCCACACUUGCCGCGGGGUCACCGCCCUGCCCCGGGAGGCCUUCUACCCCGUCCCCUGGCAGAGCUGGAAGAGGUACUUUGAGGAGGUCAGGCCCGAGGAGCUGACCCGGCUGCUCAAUGCCACCUACGCUGUCCACGUGUGGAACAAGAAGAGCCAGGGCACGCGCUUCGAGGCCACGUCCAGGGCACUGCUGGCCCAGCUCCACGCCCGCUACUGCCCCUCGACGCACGAGAUCAUGAAGAUGUACUGGUGAGGAGCCGGCCUGGCGCCUCUCCUGGAGGUGGGCGGGCAGGAGAGGGAGGUCCGGGCAGCCACAGCCGGGCGUGGGGCAGGCUGAGGCCUGAGCACGGUCCACAGGCCCCGCGGCUGCUCCAGGCUGGGGUAACCCUGGUGGGAACCCCCUCGGCCGGCGCCCUGGCUCGGGUCAGAGGCCCACAGAGCAUUCCAGAACCAUCGGGAGUGCCCGUCCAGACACGUGGCAGGAAGAGUGCACCUCCCACCUGGAACGGCAAAGCAACUUCCUGGGUGACACCCGGAGCCCAGCCAGUGGGGGCUGAGGGCCCCUGAGGGGAGCUCCGAGAAACCUGAGCAGAGGGGACAAGGAAGGAGGGACGAGCUCCCGGGCAGAGCAGAGGUGGCCGCAGUCGAGAGCGCAGGUGCAGAUCCAGGCAUGGGAGGUUUCUUUGGGGAGGACUGAGGGGGCAGCGCUGGGCUGGGGGCUCCAUCCUCUCACCCAGGGUUGUUGCUCAGGUGGCCUGUGCCAGCUGCCCACUUCAUGGGCACAGGGCUGAGGAAGUUCUUUUGAUUCAGGGGAAGAAUUUGAAAGACCCCCCAUAAACUCAGGAGAAUAAUUAUAAUAAACGUGGCUCGACGUCCA